UGACUUUUUUUUGUCUGUACGUUUUGGCAAAUCUCAAAACAUUUCCCGGGAACGGCUGCAACUACCAAGGCAGCAAACAAACUAACCUAACCAAGCAACGAAUAGACAGGCUGAAGAGAGAGAUCCAGAGAAUCAAAGUGUAGGGGAGGAACCUCCUUCGAUUCUGUGGGGACUGGACCCAAUGUUCAACGCUUAUUCCAGGCUCUAUGUCAAAGACAUCCUACAGAUGAGAGAAUCCUGUCAAGUACCAGGAAUCUAUUUCUACAACUCACAUCCAAUUUUCAAAGUAGAUGUGCUUGGGACUGUAGUGUACAAGCGAGAAAGAGAAGACUUCUUCUGUUAUGGGGUGGAUGAUGGCACUGGUGUUAUAAAUUGCCUUUGCUGGAAAGAUGAACAGUGUAAAGAUCAGGGUGACACUGCUAAAUCAGGUGCCACGUCCCUGGGCAGCAGCACUCACGGAGGCUUUGACCCAGCCAAUGAACUGAAGAAGCUCUGUCAAGCCCAACGCUGCCUCUCCACCCUGGACAUCGGGGAACUCCUGAGGGUACGAGGGCCUGUCAAGACCUCCAGGCAACAGAGGGAGGUCAUGGCCUCUACAUACUAUAAGGUGUCGGACCCGGUGAUGGUCGUCCAGAUCUCUUGGAUGAUGGAGGUUCCUCGCCUCUACAGGGAGUGUUAUGACAAACCACUUCGCCUGGAGAACGGUGCUCAGGACCCUAACGCACCAGGUACCUCGGCUGUGUCCCUUCUUGGCAAAGCGACACGAAUUCUAAAGGACUUCCUGAAAGACAGAGAGGUCACUAGGUUCAGACCGUACGAUAUCCAGGAGAUUCUACAGCCACUGGUCUCCAGCCAACCCCAGAAGACAAUGUCCAAACAAGAGCCUCAGGCUGGUUCAUCAUCGGGUCUCUCAUCGUCCUCCAAUCAUCUCAGGCAGCUCCUUAGAGAGAGCCUACAGACCCUGAUGGAUGAAGGCUUGGUGUUCCGCAAGGUCAAGUCCCAGGAUGAAGUUUACCACGUAACAGAGCAGGACAAAGAUCUGCUGAUGGCCAUCAGAGAUAUAAUCAAGGAAGAUUGUCGACGAGAGAAAUAUGCCGAAAAGGGAUGCCACGUCCUGCACAUACUAUCCAGCGUUAGACAGAGGUACAGUCAUAACGUGAGCAAGGCAGCCUUGGAGCUGGCUCUCAAAGCUCUGGAGUGUAAUAGUGACAUUAUCAGCACUAGAGACAGCCAUUACGCCGUGUUCUGACAGAGACGUUCUUGAAUAUUCCAGAAACUGAUACUAUCUGAACUGUCUGAUACGAAACAUACAUUCCGUUUUCGGUUGCAAUAUAAAAAAUUUUAAAUAUGGAAUAAUGCUAACUAAUGAAUGUUGACUUACUGAAAAUAAUGUCAUAGCAAUCUUCUACUAGAAUAUAACAUCACAUUUGUAAACAUGGCCGUCCUCAAGAUAUACAGUACCAGUCAAACAUUUGGACACACCUCAUUCAAGGGUAUUUCUUAAUUUUUUAUAUUUAUUCUACUGUUGUAUUGUAGAAUAUUAGUGAAGACAUCAAAACUGUGAAGGAACCCAUAUGGGAUCAAGUAGUAACCUUGAUAGUAUUAAACAGAUCAAAAUGCAAGUGUUCUAGGUCAUUGUCCUGUUGAUAGUACCACUAUGCGCAAACCAGAUGGGAAGGCGUAUCGCCUCAGAAUACUAUGGUGGCCAUGCUGUUUGAGUUUGCCUUGAAUUCUUCAUAAAUCACAUAGUAUCACUAGCAAAGCACCCCCACGCCAGCACAUCUCCUCCAUGCUUAACGGUGGGAACCACAUAUCCAGAUAUCGUCUGUUCAUCCACUCUGCGUCUCACAAGGAUAUGGCACAAGGAUAUGUCUCUAAUUUGGACUCAUCAGACAGAUUUACAGAUGUCCAUUGUUUGUGUUUCAUGGUCCUCUUUCUGUUGGUGUCCUUCAGUAGUGUUUUAUUUGCAGCAAUUUGACCAUAAAGGCAUGAUUGACACAGUCUUCCAUUAACAGUAGAUGUUUUUUUACUUGAACUCUGUAAAGUGUUUAAUUGGGGUACAAUCUGAGGCUGGUAACUCUAAUGAUCUUACCCUUUGUAGCUGAUGCAAAUCAGAUGUCAUUCUUUGGUCUGGCUGUCCUAAUGAGAUCAGUUUCAUCAUAGUGCUUGAUGGCUUUUGCAAUUGCAAAAUGUUCUUGAAAUGUUCCCAGUCUGACUAACCUUCAGGUCUUAUGCUAAUCUUUAAUUGUUUGAGCUGUUCUUCCCAUGAUAUGGACUACUACAGGACAGACAUAAUGGUCUUCUGUAUACCAACCCUGCAUUGUCACCAUCUGUAUACCCAACCUCACGCAUAAAAAAAUAAUAAUUCCACAUAUGAACCUUUAAGGAAGCACUCCACAGGUGUCUGCCCCAUGAAGCUGGUUGAGAAAAUGGAAAGAGUGGGCAAAGCUGUCAUCAAGGCAAAGGAUGACUACUUAAUCUAAAAUAAACAUAUAUUUUGUGUUAUUUAACACUUUUUUGGUCACUAUGUGAUUCCAUAUGUUAUAUAGUUUUUUAUGUUUUCACAGUUUUUCUAAUAUCUGGAAAAUUCCUAAAUAAAGAAAUACUGUUGAAUCAGUAGGUGUCCAAACGUUUGGCUGGUACUGAAAGUGUAUGAUAUCAAACCUGCUGAGCUAUAUACAUUAGUAUAUUUUGAUAUUUUUAAUGUACAGGACAAGCGUUUUUGCUGGUGACAAUUUAAAAACAAUACAUUUUAAUGAUGUGAAUGGAUACGUGUAUUGAAUUCUACUUUCGUGGGCUUCCACACGGGGGCAGCAUUUCGUCGUUGAAUUGCGCCGAGCUAAUGCCGAUCGCUGAUUGGUCGACGCUGGAACAUCUGUAUCCAUACAUCCAAGCUAUUUAUGAGAACAGCCUAUAGCGGCUUAUGACUCAGUUGCCACCGCUGUCAAAGCAACUGCGAGGCAUAAGAAGCAAUAUGGGACAGGUUAUGCUCUGUAGGCCAAUAAAGAUAACACCAGCCUAAACAUGUAGUCUAGAUAUAAUUAUGUAUUGUUAUUAAUUCAACAAAUAAAACUUUCGAUAAUACCGAA
Esox lucius (northern pike) is the source of this 3089-nucleotide messenger RNA. RefSeq names its product STN1 subunit of CST complex (gene stn1). Gene Ontology annotation, molecular function: single-stranded telomeric DNA binding. Bases 182 to 1249 code for a protein of 355 amino acids. Lineage: Eukaryota; Metazoa; Chordata; Actinopteri; Esociformes; Esocidae. Gene Ontology annotation, cellular component: chromosome, telomeric region; CST complex; site of double-strand break. The record is from RefSeq and is a predicted model, not a curated record. Gene Ontology annotation, biological process: double-strand break repair via homologous recombination; DNA replication; nucleotide-excision repair. The transcript has 10 exons.